Messenger RNA from Gigantopelta aegis, 2850 nucleotides. Its product is annotated as kelch-like protein 6. The coding region runs from base 39 to 968 and encodes 309 amino acids. Gene Ontology annotation, molecular function: protein binding. The transcript has 2 exons. The record is from RefSeq and is a predicted model, not a curated record. Lineage: Eukaryota; Metazoa; Mollusca; Gastropoda; Neomphalida; Peltospiridae.
UCUGUGAAAAUACGUCACGGUCGUUUCGAUUUGACGAAAUGUCGGAAGUCCAGCAAUCCUUUCUGAAAAAGAUCUACGAAAAACUGGUUCAAGGUGACCACAAUGACAUAAAACUAGUCUUUCAAGAUGGCUCCGCGACAGGAAGUAGACUUUGUCUGACAGCACUGUCGUCCUAUUUUGAGGCGAUGUUCACGUCUGACAUGUUGGAGAAGAACACUGGAGUGGUCACGUUACCGACAGUGUCUAAACAAACAUUUGAUGAUGUGCUGAAAUUUCAUAUUCUUGAUGAGGACGUCGUCAACGACGUCAACUGUUUUGCAUUGAUUGACCUAGCCGAGAUGAUGCAGCUGGAUGACCUCAAGUCUGCCUGUCUGGGAUAUCUCAACAACAAUCUUACACUGACCACAGAAAACUGCGUUCACAGGUGGAGAUCAUUAAAGAAGUACGGCAUGGAAGAUCUUGCUACAAAGGCUUUUCAGUAUGUAGUGAAAAACGUGGAGAAGCUGUCAGAGAACGGGUCAGAGAUGGAUCUGACAGAAUAUGAAUAUCUCCAGGUGUUGUCUCGGGAUGAUCUGUCACAGAAAGAAGAUGACGUGCUUCGAGAUGUUCAGAAGUGGAUCAGUCAGCACAAUCCUUCAGUUGAAAUUAUGGUCGACCUGUUCACACAAAUCAGAUUUGAGCAUGUUAGCAUCAACUACUUGACAGAUGAUGUUAUUUUUACCACCUUUGUCAAUCAACACAAGGCGUUACAACAAGUAGUUAAGAAGGGUAUCAAAACCCAUUAUUCAUGCUACACAAAAAUAAAUAGUUUUAUCGACAACAGAAUUUCAGGACAAAUGCUUGACGUUGUAUUCGUCCUUCAAAAUUCAGUUGAACUAGUAUCUGUCGCAUGUUUGAGUGAUAAACGCUGGUAUGAACUGCCAGAAUGUUCUAAUCAACCAGGUGAAAUGUUUUCAGCAGCAGUCUAAGGCAAAUCAAUAUGCAUUACUGGAGGAUUUGAAACACUAAAAUCAACGCGUGUAUUUAAUGUAUGGAGAAGGAUGUGGAGUCGUGGUCCAGAUCUCAAACAUGAUCGCUGUGGACACUGUAUGGCUGUUCUAGAUGACACGCUGUACGUGAUUGGAGGACGACACAGUAACACUAUAGAACAGCUGCAGCUGGGACAGGACGAGUGGAAGGUGGUGGGAGAUCUCGGAUGUAGACGACAAAAUGUCUGUGCUGAAGCUGUUGGAGGAAACAUUCUGGUGAUGGGUGGAAAAUUGAAUGGAAGUGUAACAGACCAAGUGCAUUGCUUCAACACAAACACACACGCUGUCAGCACAAUCAACAUAAAGUUGAAAAGUGGAAACCUAACCAGAUCAUAUCUAGAGAUGCCAAACCUGUAUUUGUUACAUUAUGACGGUUCUGUUGACGUCAUUCACAUGGAUGACAUAAACACACCAACAUUAAGAGCCGAACGUGUUGGAAAAUAUUACCAAUACGGUUACCAUUUUGGAUUUGUAUACAAAGAUGGCAGCAUCAUUGUUAUUUCCAAGAAGGGCCUAGAGAAGCUGGACCUCAGAGAUGGUUCUAAAGAAUCCGUUACACUGAAAAAUACACCAUCAUUUGGCGACAUCUAUGGUGCAUUACACAUUACACAUCAACAAGAACAAUAGAAAUAUGUUAUUUCAUGAGUCCUAUCAUGAGGUAUGGUAGAAACAUAAAACGUAUCAUAUCAACGGGUCAAAGUUCGAAGUGCAUCUAAUUUUAAACAGCGCAUUAAGGUUAUGCCUUCCAUUGGCGAUGCAUAAGUCUGUUAUAUAAAAACGUAAUGUAGGCACUAUAUUAUCGUAGUUUGAUUUAAACUGCUAUCAGUGUACCAAGUAUUAGAGAGUUUAGGAUGUGAUCUCCCGCGUAACGCGCUUCAUGCGUCUGACGUGUAUAUAGGUCAGGGGAAUCACUUUGCAUGGGCGUGUGGUUUUCGUUUUUAUACUAGAAGACUAUCCACACGUUGAUACAUUUGUUCCCUCAUCAAAUUGGGUGUACAAAAAUGCACAUAUAAUUACAGCAAAGAAAUAUACAUUAAAAUUCAAGUUUGUUUUGUUCAAUGACACCACUUGAGCACAUUGAUUAAUUAAUCAUUGGCUAUUGGAUGUCAAAAUAACGUAAUUCUAACACGUAAUCAUCAGAGGAAACCCGUUAUAUUUUUUAUAACGCAGCAAGGGAUUUUUGAUAUGCAUUUUUCCACAGACAGUAAAACACAUACAACGGUCUUUGACCAGUUGUGGUACACUGGUUAAAACGAGAAACAAAUGCAAUAAGCUGAAUGGAUCCACCGAGGUGGUUCGAUCCUGCGAUGCAAGCAUCACAAGCCUGCAUUCAUAUAAAAGAUCCCUUGCUGCAUUAGGCAAAAUGUUGCGGGUUUCCUUUGAUGACUACGUGUCAGAAUUGCGAAAUGUUUGACAUCCAAUAGCCGAUGAUUACUUAAUCAAUGUGCUCUAGUGGUGUCGUUUUAAACUUUUACAACCCUCGAUUCCGAGUUUUUCUCACAGGUUUUAUUCACAUGAGCGUUAUUCUUGAAUAAAUUGACGUUAAAACACAUUGAAAAGGGGCAAGCACACCAGAGACUUCAUAUAACAGCCACAUGAUUAGCACUUGGGAUGGCUGUGCUCGACAGCGGCUCUUGUAGACAUUGUAUCGCCAGUAUCACCGUUGAAGUCAAAGCAUCAGUUGCCGUGCUUGUCGACGCUUCAAAGCCAAUGAUACGGCAACAAGAAAGAAAGAAAGAGAUUUUUAUUUAAUGACGCACUCAACACAUUUUAUUUACGGUUAUAUGGCGUCAGACAUAUGGUUAAGGACCACACAGAUUUU